Sardina pilchardus (European sardine) is the source of this 1952-nucleotide messenger RNA. Its product is annotated as galectin-3-binding protein A-like. Gene Ontology annotation, cellular component: membrane. The transcript is spliced from 5 exons. The record is from RefSeq and is a predicted model, not a curated record. Lineage: Eukaryota; Metazoa; Chordata; Actinopteri; Clupeiformes; Clupeidae. The coding region runs from base 14 to 1717 and encodes 567 amino acids.
UUUACCUAUCAACAUGCUGGCGUUCAGAGGCUUAUACAGGCUAAUAGUGGUGUGCCUGUUACUCACUGUGCUGGAAUCAAGGACUCUAGACGGCGGACACAGGGAAGUGAAAGAGGGUGACGCUCGUCUGGUGGGAGGGAAAUCUCCAUCUGAGGGACGGGUGGAGGUGUUCCACGCUGGUAGCUGGGGGACAGUGUGUGACGAUGACUGGGGAAUUGAGGAAGCACAGGUGGUGUGCAGGCAGCUGGGUUUACGUGGUGCCAUUUCAGCAGAAACAGGAGCAAAGUUCGGACAAGGUUCUGGAAGAAUAUGGCUGGAUGAUCUGAGAUGCAAGGGCAGUGAGAGUUACCUGAGCAGCUGUGGCUUUCAAAGCUGGGGAGUGACCGACUGCUCCCAUUCAAAGGAUGCUGGUGUGGUGUGUGAUGUCGAUCCAGCUUUUAACAUUCCGAACUACCCUCUGGAUCACAGCAUUGCGCUCUCUGACGAGCUGGGCGAGUUGUUUGACAGUGGCACGGGUUGUGAUUUCACCCUCACGUUCUCCUACACCCCGGAGGAUUCUAUGGAGGCGGAGGUGGAUCAGGCCCCGUCUAAUAACAAAGAGAGUGUCUGUGUGCAUCGCUUGGUUCUCUCCCUCUUUUCAAAGACUGUUGUGAUCAACUCAAGCUAUGAGAUGGAGAUCAGCUCAAACUGCCAACCUUACAUCAGAGAAUUCACACGGUACCUCUAUACACGCACGGUCACAGUCACCGUCUCCUCCAUGCAGUGUCUUCAUCAACUGGCUUCUGAGUUCGGUGCAGUGCGUCUGCUGGAAGAUCUUGGACGUCUCAUUGUGCUCCUGCUGCCUGAAGAUACCUCCUUCCGUACACAGGUGGCGCUGUUCAAGCACGCUAUGCAGUCUGGUGACGGCCUGCUCCGUGACAACGUCUUGCGUUACCUGGGCUGGAACAUGGAGCCGCUGGUGACUUCAGCCCAGUGGAAGAGCCUACCAGAGGAGCUCCUGAAGGGUCUGCUGGUCAGCACAGACCUGGUGCUGCCAGACGAGGCCUGGCUGCUGGCUGCUCUGGAGGCCUGGGUGCUGGAGCAAGGUGAGGCGGUGACCCAUGAGCAGCAGGCAGCUCUGCUGGGUCACCUGCGCUUCCCCAUGAUGACCCCCGAUCAGCUCUAUGAGGUGCCCUUCACCGCCCGCCUCUACAGCGGUCACAAAGACCUGUUCUUCGCUGGAAUUCUACAAGGGUUCCAGUUCCACGCACUGAACUUCUCCGUCCUGACCGGACAUGUGGAUGGACGAAGUGAACAGUUCCAGUCCAGGAUUUACACUGCUGACCCCUGGAGCGUUAGCUUCAAUGCCUCAAACCUGCCCAUCAGGAGAUAUGACUACACCCAUAAUAGAUACGGUUCUAUUGGACAUAAGAGAUUCACCACCCCUCUAACGUUUACGUAUUCACCUGUGCCAUGGAUGGUUGAGGUCUUUUCACCUGAUCAGAGCUGCAUCACCAACGGUCAACAGUGCAAACAUUCCCUCCGCCUUUCUGCCACUAAACAAACAAGUGUCCAGUUCAGCAACCAAUUGUUGUUAGCCUGUAAUGAAAGUUAUGUCUUCCAUGUGCAAGAAUUCAAGAAUGACAGGGCAAAGAUCUCAAACGACAGCAUGGUCCUUCCGAUCACAUGUCCAGAUGACCUUACUUACCAAGUUGUUGUUCGUCCUCAGUAUGUCUGAGACGACUGUCUCUUCGUCCCAGAGGUGUCGAUUUCCGUCUCUGGUGAUCCAGUGCAGAAUAUUUCUCGUUGCUUUAGGUGAUUGCAACAGAUCAUUAUUGUUUUUAUGUUUAGAUGAAAAUCAUUUGGGUGAAAAUCAAAUUUUUCCAGAAUCAUACUAUGCUUUUGUAUUACAGAAGGUUUUCCUUCAGUGUUAAUCGUCAUGCACAUUGAUGAAUAAAAUGUAUCCUUUCUGA